Molecule: messenger RNA, 2172 nt
Organism: Symsagittifera roscoffensis
Lineage: Eukaryota; Metazoa; Xenacoelomorpha; Acoela; Convolutidae
Product: ATP-dependent RNA helicase DHX33-like
Exons: 6
Coding region: 33-2042 (669 amino acids)
Biological process (GO): positive regulation of transcription by RNA polymerase I
Cellular component (GO): nucleolus; intracellular anatomical structure
Molecular function (GO): helicase activity; double-stranded RNA binding
Source: RefSeq, a predicted model, not a curated record
AUUGUUGUGAUAAACUUAUUAAAUAGACACUAAUGCCUCAUAGUAGUCAACUGCCAAUUUUCUCCGCGAAGGAUGAGCUUCUGAAGUACUUUUCAAAGUCCCCAACAUGUGUAGUGAUCGGAGAAACUGCAAGUGGAAAAACAACUCGUAUUCCCGAGUUUCUCUACGAAGCGGGAAUCGGAUCUAGUGGCUGUAUUUUAUGCACACAGCCUAGGAGAGUCGCAGCAAUCACUGUGGCAACUUUUAUGGCUGGGGAACUACAGACCAAAUUGGGCGAGCUAGUUGGCUACUCAGUCCGUUUCGAAGAUGUCACAAGUCAGCAUACGAAAAUCAAAUACGCGACUGAUGGUAUUAUUCUGCGUGAGGCAAUGUCAGACCCUUUACUUAAACGAUAUUCAGUCAUAAUCAUCGACGAGGCUCAUGAGCGUUCUCUUCAAACCGAUAUUUUAUUAGGCGUUGUUAAAAAAGCACAACAAAAGCGGAAAUCAUUUGGCUACAGUUCAAGCAUGGUACUGAAGGUAAUAGUGAUGUCAGCUACGUUAUCGGUCGAUCUUUUUUCUUCAUAUUUUGACGAGGCGCCUAUUUUAUACGUUCACGGCAGAUUGCAUCCGGUAACUACGUAUAACAUUUCUGAAGAAGAGGCCAAAGUUGAACAGGACUAUCUUUGGAGGACGAUGGUGGCAGUCGUGCAAGUUCACAGAGCUAAUCCGAACGAUGGAGAUAUUUUGGUGUUCUUGACCGGCGAGGAGGAAAUCGAAAGUGCCGUGCGAACGUUGCGAGAAGUAUCGAAGAGCCUUCAGAACGAGUUGAACUGCAAUGGUCUGCAAGCCGUGCCUCUAUAUUCGGCCCUGUCUCCAGAAGCUCAAAUGUUGGCAUUCAGACAAAAAGACAAACGAGAGCUGGACAAGGGCUUGAGAAGAGUGGUCUUAAGUACAAAUAUUGCGGAAACAUCUGUGACUAUUCCCAAUAUCAAGUAUGUGGUUGACAGUGGAAAGGUUAAACAGAAGUGUUUUAAUCCAAAAACAGGAGUGGAAUAUCUUCAGGUGAAUAACGAGUCAAAAGCACAGGCAAAACAACGUUCAGGCAGAGCCGGACGACUUGGCCCUGGAGAGUGUUAUUAUUUGUUUUCUAAAGAGAAAUUUGACAAGGAGUUCAAAGAAACGACAGAGGCUGAAAUACUGAAAUCGAACCUUGAAAGUGUAGUUUUGUUGAUGAUUUCAUUGGGAAUAUCCAAUGUUCUUGAGUUUGACUUCAUUGAAAGACCGCCAAAUGAUUCUGUGAAAGCGGCUCUGAAAUUGCUAGUUGAGUUGGAGGCGAUUUGUGAGAAAACGAGCGAUGGUAAAAUCGGAAGCGACAUUGGAUUCCAAUUGACUAAGUUAGGAAAAGUUAUCAGCAAGUUCCCACUGAGACCUGAAUACGCUUUGACGUUAGUGUUUGGUAACGAAGACGGAUGUUUGGACGAUAUGUUAUCGAUUGUGAGCAUGCUUUCGGUUGAGAAUUUGUUCAAUAGAAGAGCGGCUCAACAGGCUGUUCAUUCAAGGUUUAAUUUGGAAUCUGAAGAAGGCGAGGCGACUGAAGCGGUUAAAUGUUGGUCUAAAUUCAAGCAUGGCAGUGGUGAUUUGAUUGGUCUGCUGCUGAUGUUCAGAUAUGUGAAUCAAAACGAAAAGAAAAUGAGUCUUCAAAAAGUGUGCUGGGAGAAUUUUUUGAACCCGAAGAGUAUCAAACAAGCAAUGCUGAUUAGAGCACAGCUCGCAAAGAUUUGUCUAUCUUUGGGUUGGAAACUAACGAGUAGUGGAUCUGGCUUCGAGAAAGUCAGACUGUGUCUCUACAAAGCCUUCAGACAACGCCUCGCGCUCCUGGGAGGCGAGAAGAAGUACUACAACAGUGCUGGCCACGUGCAAGUGGAUAUCCACCCCUCAUCUGUUUUGCAUAAGAAGCUCCCGUCGGCUGUGAUUUACAAUGAGCUGGUACAGACCACUAAAACCUACAUGAGAGGCGUCUCAAUUGUGAACGAAGAUUGGAUAGUUGAUGUGCACCAAUAAAAAUUUGUGUGCUGAUUAAUGUUUAUAAAUUGUUAGUUUAAAUAAUUGAGAUUUGUUUUCAGAAUUGUUUACGCAAGCGCUAUCAAACCGAAAUAUAGACUUUUUUUGGGUUAAUAAAUUAUCUAACAGA